CACAUAAUUUUCUCACAGAACUCUCCCUCCACAUUACCAUCUGCUGAUCAGUUCGCCAGCUCAUCUCUUUCUCAUCAAACCUCAUCAUGUUCAAGACGACAGGAAACACCAAAGGAACCGUAACGCACAGAUUCCGAAAACAAUGCGAUCUUUGUAGAGGCAUUACACAAAACAACUAAGAGAAAGUAUUAUCAUGUGAUAUCCCUGAAAGGUCCGCCUUAGCUGAUAGCUUGAUGCAAGAACGGCUUUGGUGGGGGCAGGUCUUUGCUAUAAAGAUAUCCUCAAAGCUGCUGGAAAUCAGUAACACCCUUGUGUUUAAUUAUUGUCACCUGUCUGUGUCGGGUUACCACCAACAUCAUGAAACACUUGGAGCAGUCAAUUGCAGCUCCUAAAUACAUAUUACCAACUCUACAUCACGAUCUUAGAGAUAUGCUCACUACUCAGUCUGAAUAUCAGGAUAUAAAUAAGAUUUUAUUGCUUAUACUAUGCAUACGGUACUUCCGCCAUGGACAGUGGGCGCUGUCAGUCGCAUCAGAGAAGGCUGAGAAAGCAACCAAGGACAAGAAGGUAGAAAAGAGAGGGCUGAUUGGAUUGGGCUAUGCUGGUCACGGCCUUGGACUAGGAGGUCAUGGAAUCGCUAUUGGUGGUGGUCAUGGACUCGGCCUUGGUGGAGCUGGAAUCGGCUUUGGAGCAGUGGGAGCUGCAGGACCAGGAGUGGAACUGAGCAGACACACCCACACUCACACCACUAUCACCAGAAACAUCGGAGUACCAGUACCACAACCCGUACCAGUUCCAGUUGACAGGCCGGUUGCUGUGCCUGUUGGAGUCAGAGUUCCAGUACCAGUAGAUAGACCAUACCCAGUUGUGAGACCAGUACCUUAUCCAGUGACUGUUGAGAAGACAGUAGCCGUACCCGUAGACAGACCUGUUGGCGUUCCUGUACCUCAUCCCGUACCCGUAGCUGUAGACAGGCCUGUUGGUGUACCAGUAGCUCAUCCAGUUCCCGUUGCUGUGGACAGACCAGUCCCAGUACCUGUGGCCAUUCACGGACAUGGAUUCGGUGACGGACACGGACUCGGUCACGGACACUGGUGAUCAAAUAUAAAUACACCUUCUAGUGUAUUAAAAUGUCUAUUUUUGUAAAUAAACUAGAAAAAAUCUAUGAUUUCAACCUUUA
Messenger RNA from Acanthoscelides obtectus, 1180 nucleotides. The record is from the annotation of a GenBank genome assembly. Lineage: Eukaryota; Metazoa; Arthropoda; Insecta; Coleoptera; Chrysomelidae.